Messenger RNA from Bemisia tabaci, 794 nucleotides. The record is from RefSeq and is a predicted model, not a curated record. NCBI's taxonomy places the organism in Eukaryota, Metazoa, Arthropoda, Insecta, Hemiptera, Aleyrodidae.
GAUUAUUGAUAGAUCAAAAUGUGAUUAAACACGCGAAAAAAAAUUCACCUGUGUGGCCCCAAAAUUUAUAUGUAACUCAGCGUGUGCACGGUGCGCCACACAUGGCUUUACUUAUUUUGUUGUUUAGCUUUUUUUCGGAGUUUGCUGCUGAUGAGGAAAUUACGACAAUAACGGCUGAUAAAAAAACUCUUGAGGACUUAAUGCAUGAGCACCAGAAUUUAGAACGGUGGCGACACGAAAAGCUACUGGAGGCACGAGAAGCUCCUCAAGUCAUGGAAAAUAAGGAUGCGGUAGAAUUUUUGAACGGAUUAGAGGAAAUUCAUUAUGCGUACAUGAAUCGCCACGAGUACUUUGAAACUGUCCUCAGGAUGAUUCGUAUUCAUGGAAAGUCACUGAGGAGCCCGUCGGAAACUAUUAAGAAGAUCUUGAAUUGUGUCAAAGAUCUUGAAACCACAUGGAAAAAGCACGAGAGCCUUUUACUGGGAAAGAACUGCCAGAAAGUGAUGAAAACAACAGAAGAGCCCUUCUUAGAUUUACCUCAAAUUAAAGAAUUGCUUCCAGCAUUCGCCAAAUCCACCGUUCAGUAUUACGAGAUAGUCCCCUUAUUUGAAGCGGAGGUCGAAGCCUCUCCUCUAGCCAAAUAUGUAUUCACUUCAUAAAACGUCUGUGACUCCUACUAGUUCAGUUCUUAAAAGAGGCAUGUGUACGAACAAAUGCAGAUGAGUUGCAAUAGAAUCUGUAAUCAACAAAGACAAAAUUAAAAUAUUUAUUACAAUUAAUUUUGAAACCCACAA